AUGGCCACUACCAAGGGAACCAAGAAGGCGGACCCCAAGGGCAAGAAGGCCCCAGCUGGCGAUGCCAAAGCCAAGGGUGCGAAGAAGGCAGCGCUCAAGGGCACCAACGGAAAGGCCCAGCGCAAGGUCCGCACCUCGGUAUCAUUCCACCGCCCCAAGACUCUCCGUCUCCCCCGUACUCCUAAAUACCCAAGGAAAUCCAUCCCUCAUGCGCCCCGAAUGGACGAGUACCGCACUAUUGUGCACCCUGUUGUUACCGAGUCCGCGAUGAAGAAGAUCGAGGACCACAACACCCUUGUUUUCAUUGUCGACCUCAAGUCGAACAAGCGUCAGAUCAAGGCUGCUGUUAAGAAGCUUUACGAUGUAGACAUUGCUAAAAUCAACACCCUCAUUCGACCAGAUGGAAGGAAGAAGGCGUAUGUACGGUUGACGCCUGACCAUGAGGCUUUGGAUGUUGCCAACAAGAUUGGCUUCAUCUAA
Rhizoctonia solani is the source of this 480-nucleotide messenger RNA. Its product is annotated as ribosomal protein L23, N-terminal domain. The record is from RefSeq and is a predicted model, not a curated record. Bases 1 to 480 code for a protein of 159 amino acids. The transcript is spliced from 5 exons. Gene Ontology annotation, molecular function: structural constituent of ribosome; rRNA binding. Gene Ontology annotation, biological process: ribosomal large subunit assembly; translation. Gene Ontology annotation, cellular component: ribosome; cytosolic large ribosomal subunit. Lineage: Eukaryota; Fungi; Basidiomycota; Agaricomycetes; Cantharellales; Ceratobasidiaceae.